Astyanax mexicanus (Mexican tetra) is the source of this 7018-nucleotide messenger RNA. RefSeq names its product divergent protein kinase domain 1Aa (gene dipk1aa). Lineage: Eukaryota; Metazoa; Chordata; Actinopteri; Characiformes; Acestrorhamphidae. Bases 195 to 1484 code for a protein of 429 amino acids. The record is from RefSeq and is a predicted model, not a curated record. The transcript has 7 exons.
AGUGAACUGACGGUGUGGUUAUGGGACUGUAGUGACUGAAAGUGACAUGAAUAUAUAUAAAAAUAUAGAUUUUUGGAUUAGAUUAAGGAUAUAUAUGCAGAAAUCAGCAUUUGAACGAUAGGAUGGAUUAAGGGAAAGGUGUAUCUGUGUCGUGGAUUAGUGCUCCACAGUCCCUGAAAUGACCCAUUUCUGCUAUGGCGAGGGGUCUGUUUCCACGGGCCUGGAUGUCAAAGUCUUACUACCACUUUCAGGUGCGCCUGUCGCAUGUCCGGGUGAAGUACCUGUUCCUCACCUGGCUGGCCGUGUUCGUGGGCAGCUGGGUGAUAUAUGUGCAGUACUCCUCUUACACAGAGCUGUGCCGGGGCCGAGAAUGCCAGAACAACAUCUGUGAUCAGUACAGGAAGGGAGUGAUCGAUGGCUCUGCCUGCAGUAGUCUGUGUGAAAAAGGCUCGCUCUAUUUCGGGAGGUGUCUGUCCAGCAAACCCAACAAUCAGGUGUAUACAGGAAGCUGGGGGGACGUGGACGGCGUGAUUAAGUGUCAGCUGAAUGACGUGCUGCACUAUGAGCUGGGGGAGGAGCUGGAGCCGAGGAAGGAGUCCGCACUUUUCGACAAACCAACCCGAGGAACCUCAGUGGAGAAGUUUAAGGAGAUGGUCUCCAGCCACCUGAAGGCAAAAGUCGGGGAACAGGCUAAUCUGUCCAGUCUGGUGUCGCUCAUCCUGACGGUCGCCGACGGCAACAAAGAUGGGCGUGUCUCUCUCCCGGAGGCUAAAUCCGCCUGGGCUUUACUGCAGCUUAAUGAGGUUCUGCUGGCCGUGGUUCUGCAGGACCGGGAGCACACCCCCAAGCUGCUGGGCUUCUGCGGUGAUCUGUACGUGGUGGAGAGGGUCCCGUACACCCCCCUGUAUGGACUCAGCCUGCCCUGGCCCCUGGAGCUGUGGGUCCCAGCAGGUUUCCGGCGCAGCAUGGACCAGUGGUUCACGCCGUCGUGGCCGCGGAAGGCCAAGAUCUCCAUCGGCCUGCUGGAGCUGGUGGAGGACGUGUUCCACGGGCCGUUCGGCAGCUUCCUCAUGUGCGACAUGAGGCCUGGCAGCUUCGGCUACACGGACCGGCACGACCUGCGGCUGGUGGACGGGCGGCUGGUGGUGCCGGAGGAGGCGUUCGGGAGCGCCAUGCGGCUGCAGCGCUGCCGGGAGGACGGGGACUGUGUGUACGGGGUGGACUGCAGGACGUCCUGCGACCGGGCCGAGGGCCACUGCACGCCGCGAGUCAGCCAGCCCAACCUGGCGCGGGCCUGCGGGGCGCUGAAGGACUACCUCCUGCGGGGGGCGCCGGCGCACCUGCGGGACGAGCUGGAGAAGCAGCUGUACUCCUGCAUGGCGCUGAGGGGCUCCGCCCAGCACAUGGAGAUGGAGCACUCGCUCAUCCUCAACAACCUGAAGACGCUGCUGUGGAAACAGAUCUCGCACACCAAGGACUCGUAAUGCAGGGGUUCCUCACCGCGCUGGAGAACCGGAGAACCGCAGACCUGCGCCGUUUCAGGUGUUCUCUGCUCCAUGGUUCUAGAUAUUAGCCGAGUUAAGCCCUGUCACAAUCACUGUUUUUUAUUAGAAGAUAUACAGCUCUGGAAAAAAUUAAGAGAGCACUUCACUUCAGUUUCUGAAUCAGUUUCUCUGAUUUUGCUAUUUGUAGGUUUAUGUUUGAGUAAAAUGAACAUUGUUGUUUUAUUCUAUAAACAUUUAUUGCGGGAAAUGAGAAAUGGCUGAAAUAACAAAAAAUAAUCCAAAGAAAACAAGUUCAUAUUCACAAAGUUUUAAGAGUUCAGAAAUCAAUAUUUGGUGGAAUAACCCUGGUGGUUUUUAAUCACAUUUUUUUCAUGCUUCUUGGCAUCAUGUUCUCCUCCACCAGUCUUACACACUGCUUUUGGAUAACUUUAUGCUGCUUUAAUCCUGGUGCAAAAAUUCAAGCAGUUCAGUUUGGUGGUUUGAUGGCUUGUGAUCAUCCAUCUUCCUCUUGAGUAUAUUCCAGAAAUUCAUCUUUACUCAUUUUUAAGUGGUCUCUUUUUUCCAGAGCUAUAUAUAGUCCAGAGUUACUUGUCUUUUCACAUGGACAAUUAUAGCCAGAUGUUGCCACUCACCAUAAUUACCCCCACUACAUUGGGAUAUUGGGACAUUAGGAUAUUGGGUCAUUGGGAUAUUGGGAUAUUGGGAUAUUGGGUCAUUGGGAUAUUGGGAUAUUGGUACAUUGGGAUAUUGGGUCAUUGGGAUAUUGGUACAUUGGGAUAUUGGGUCAUUGGGAUAUUGGGAUAUUGGUACAUUGGGAUAUUGGGUCAUUGGGAUAUUGGUACAUUGGGAUAUUGGGUCAUUGGGAUAUUGGUACAUUGGGAUAUUGGGUCAUUGGGAUAUUGGGAUAUUGGUACAUUGGGAUAUUGGGUCAUUGGGAUAUUGGGUCAUUGGGACAUUGGGUUGUAAGUUUGUAUUUAUUUGGAGCAGAGAAUAUCUGAAACUGUGGGUCUACAGAGCUGGAGAUGGGAAACCCUGUGUAUCCUAAUGUUACUUUGCCAAGUGAAAGCCUGGGAGAUGUCCAGCUCUGGUCCUGGGUGGUGUCCAACAGCGAUUGGUGAUUUCUACUGACGAGAUAAGUUUUACAAUUUAACGGUUGAAAUGAAACUCGGUUCUAGAGAACAUAAAAUUCACAGUGAUGGUGAAUGGAAGUGGUCGUCACUACCGUUUGGAGUUUACUUCCUCUAAAAACUCCCUAAUACACCAAAUCAUUAUUAAUACACUUUAAUGUUUUACAUUCUUCGAAGUAGCACCUCUUGCUUUGGUUGCAACUUUGCUCAGUCAAUCGGAAAUAAUUCAACAUUCCACAUAAAACCCAGAAGACUUAUGUAGACUUAUUUUCAUCUCAGCAGGUUUUUAUUAAUGUUACAGAAGAAAAAUCACUAAAAAUGUCCCUCCAGGACCAGAGUUUCUCUCUCCUGAGCUCAGUCAAUAUGAAGAAGUGUUGGAUGUUUGAAUGAAUUACGCUGGUAAGAGAGGCAAAGACGAAGGUGAGCAUGCAGCCGGACCGACGCUCAUCUCCUGCCUGAAGGACAGCGUGCUUUAGGCCAAGUGUAGCACUGUGACACCGGUCCACUGCUCUUUCAGAGAAAAGAGGAGGGGGAGGAGCUUAAACAGAGACACAUUAUUACACUCAUCAUCUCAGAAACAGCUGCACCCAGGAGGAGGUGUGGGAUUGUGAUGAUAUUCAAACUGUUUAACAUAACAAAAAUUGCAGCAGGGCUCAUCCAACAUUGCUAUCUCCACAUUAGCAGUAGUGGCGAACAGGCUCAUCUAAUGUCACUAACGCCACGUUAGCAAUGCCGGCGACUAGGCUCAUCACAUAUUGCUAAAGCUGCAUUAGCAGUACCGACAAACAGGCUCGUACAAUAUCGCUAGCACUGCUUUAGCAUUACUGACGCCCAGGUUCAUCGAGUAUCGCUAACGCCGCAUUAGCAAUGCCAGCUCUAAUCUAAAAUCACUGGCACCACGUUAGCAUUACCAACGGCAUCAAAUUCAGUUAAUUAACGUUAGCGACAACUGGGAUAAUGAUUUAAUAUCACUACCACUGCAUUAGCAUUAGCAUUAGCGACACCCGGUAUAAUUCAAUAUCGCUAAUUUGAUAUCGCUAAUGCCGAUUAGCAGUAGCAGCGACCAGGCUCAUCCAACGUUGUUAGUGCUGCAUUAGCUGUACAGGUGAACAGGCUCGUUCAAUAUCGCUUACGCCACAUUAGCAUUAGCGACACCCAGGAUGAUUCAGUAUGGUUUACGCUGCAUUAGCAGUACAGGUGAACAGGCUCAUUCAAUAUCGUUAAUGCCACAUUAGCCUUACCGAAAUCCGGGCUCAUUCUAUAUCACUAAUGCUGCAUUAGCAUUACAAACGAACAGGCUCAUUCAGUAUUGCUAACAUUGCAUUAGCAUUACCGAAAUCUGGGCUCAUUCAAUAUCGCUAAUGCCGCAUUAGCAUUACCGAAAUCCGGGCUCAUUCAGUAGCAUUAGCAACAUCCAGGAUGAUUCAAUAUAGUCAACGCAGCAUUAGCAUUACCAGAGACUGGGCUCAUCCAACGUCGUUAAUGCUGCAUUAGCAGUACAGGUCACUGGGCUCAUUUAAUAAUGCUAACACCAAUGCCAGAUUAGCAUUACCAGCGACCGGGCUCAUGCAACUUCUUGAACGCUGCAUUAGCAGUACAUAUAAACAGGCUCAUUCAAUAUCGCUAACGUCUGAUUAGCAGUACCAGCAACCACUUUCUUCAAAUGUUGUUAAUGCUGCAUUAGCAUUACAGGCGAACAGCCUCAUUCAAUUUUUCUUAUGUCAUAUUAGCAUUACUGACGCCCGGGCUCAUUUAAUGUCGCUAAUGCUGCAAUAGCAUUAGUGACAGACAUCUGGGCUCAUUCGAUAUCGCUAACGCCGCAAUAGCAUUACCAGCGACCAGGCUCAUGCUACUUCAUUAACGCUGCAUUAGCAGUACAGGUAAACAGGCUUAUUCAAUAUUGCUAAUGCCAUAUUAGCAUUACCGAUGUCUGGGCUCAUUGAAUAUAGCUAAAGCUUCAUAGGCAUUAGCGACCCCUGGGAUGAUUUAAUGUCACUAAUUCUGUAUUAGCAUUACAGACACCCGGGCUCAUUCUAUAUUGCUAACACUGCAUUAGCAGUACCAGCGACCAGGCUCAUCUAACGUUGUUGAAGGAGAACUCUGGUGUAAAAUGGACUUUUGGUGUAGAAAAACAUAAUAAAUAUUUUCCCACAGUGUUCAGAGAUCCAGAAAUGUAACAGUUUGUCUAAACACCCUUCAGACUGGGUGAUACGGGACAUAAUUUACCCUGAUAAAUCACUUUUUACACCGUUAUCCACUGUUAACGGCGCAUUAGCAUUACCAACGCCCAUCCUUGCCCAGUUUACAAUUGUUCUGUGCCACUCUAGAGAAUCUUCUGAACAGCAUCACAAUCCCACUCUUCCUACUGGAUACAGCUGUAUAAGUUGUUUUUGAUGAUGAUGUGUAUCUCUAUUGCCAACUGUGUGUGUGUAUGUGUGUAUGUGUGUGUGUGUGUGUGUACUCAUUUGUACUAGCAUUUCUAACGUCUGCCGACCAAAAGGUGCCAUAACCACAAGUGAUCACUGAUCAUGCUAUUUUUAACACUUCCUUCAAGUCUUGUGAAGGGGAUGAAGAAGCUCUUUGCAUCCAUUCUUGGAUGAGAAAACGACACGUAGAACGCAGGAGGACACGCAGAAGAACUGACUAACACAAGCUGUGACCGAUUCUACAGGUUGUUGCAUCGUUUUUGUAGGUACAGAUCGGCGGCGUUAUGCGUUAGCAUGCAUGUUACAGGUCAACCUUUGCGAAAUUUGAGGUGGGAAUUUGUGCAAGCUGUCCAAGAACAUUCACACUGCCAGAUGUAGGAACGCCAACCUUGUUGAGUUGGCCAUUUUAUCGGAAACACCGACCACCUACACCUUUUUACGCACUAUAAGGCGCACUUAAAAUCCUUUUAAUCAGGUGCUCCUGAUGUAUGAAUUCUACGCUUUGCUAAAGUACAGCUUUAUAAAGGGGUUUUUGGUGAAGUUUCUCCAGCACCAAGACGGGAGCAGCUUUAGCAGUAUUAGCAUUAGCUGCUAACCACACUAAGCACUAACUCUUUUACCAUUCAGAGGCGAGUAUUAUCAGCCUGUAGCCUGCUGCUAACCUUGGCUAGCACUGAUGGAGCAGCAUUAGCAUUAGCCUGCGCACACUGCGCUAAGGUUUGGCAGGAGCAGUGGGACUCGGCAGCUUAAAAGUAGCUAAAUUCAGCAUUUAAUUUAUUGAAAUUGGUGUUUUUUAGGCAGUAUUUGGCCUUUCACGAUUAUGACCUUAUCAGUUUAUGUGUAGAUGGUCUUAAUCAUUUUUUAUUUAUCUCAAUAUUGCCUCAAUAUUAAAUUGUUCUUAUUGAAGUAAUCCCAUUUAACAUUAGAGCUCUAUAGUCAAACUAAAAUCAGGCAGCUAGACUUAAUCAUACGAGUUAAUCAUACGUUCUAUUAUUGACCAUGUGAUGUUAAUUUGCUGUUGGUACACGAUUAUUUGCACAAUAAUUUUAUUUUCAGAUUUAAAAAAUUGUAAAGUGGCCUUAAUUUCACUGUUGGGAGAUUAGAUUUACUGUAGAAACAAAAGAAAUUGGGAAAUUGCUCGGCUUCUAGUCAUUUAGGCUGCACUGUAAACUCAAUGAAGGCAGUCUGGGACACUGAGCUUGGUCUGGGAGGAAGGGGGCGGGGCUACCAAACGAAUUGAUGAGUCUGGCUAUGCCUCUAUUCUGUACUUUACAGAUAUUUCUGGCUUAAUUUCUAUAGAAUAGCAUAUAUAGAUCCAUGCUUUCUGCAGAUAUUGAUUAAAUUUAAUAAAAAUUCUAUUUUUUCUACAUUGGAAAAUCAGAAGCAUUAUAUAGAACUGUAAAACUAUAUAAAACUGUCAAAAAUGUAUUUUUUAAUGCAAAUCUUCAGAUUUUCCAUAAGCAGGGGGUACAAAUAAAUGUAUUUUAUGGUUCAUAUAGUGUUUCCAAUAAAAUGGCCAACAAGCUUAGCUCAGGCAUUAACAGGCAGGUGUUCCUAAUGAACUGGAAGCUCAGUAAUUGGAAGUUUUAUUGAUUUGAUUGAUAUGUUGGCCCUGAUUGGUCCGUCAGGUUCGUUUUUUUGCUGGUGCUGAAAUUUGUGUACGAAUUCCAGAUCAAACUGCCCGCAUUAGGACACGCCCCCACAUGCUGGAAGGACGAAUGGACCGUCUGAUCUCCUGAUUCAGUUUUCUGAUUGGAUAUGAUGUUCUCUUUUCUCACACCGUGUUUUUUUGUAUCUCCAGUUCUGUCCGUCGUCAGAUUUAAUCCGUGUGCAAUCAUACUCUAUACGAUCCAUUGCUGAAGAUCAUCGCUGCUGUUUGAGGAUAAAAUGAUAAAAAAUAUUUCUAUUUUAAAAUGUAAAUGCAUGACUUUGCACAUUAAAAUGUUUUGUUGCACUUAAA